Molecule: messenger RNA, 3658 nt
Organism: Oryzias melastigma (Indian medaka)
Lineage: Eukaryota; Metazoa; Chordata; Actinopteri; Beloniformes; Adrianichthyidae
Product: synaptotagmin-11
Exons: 4
Coding region: 246-1646 (466 amino acids)
Biological process (GO): vesicle fusion; cellular response to calcium ion; regulation of dopamine secretion
Cellular component (GO): membrane; axon; synapse
Molecular function (GO): clathrin binding; calcium ion binding; SNARE binding
Source: RefSeq, a predicted model, not a curated record
CAGCCUCCCUGCAUCCUCGCGCGAGCAUCACUGAAGCAGUCCUCUGGUCAGCGACGCCCGCGCGCCCCUCUGCUCCGCGCGGACGCAUGAAGGCCUCCUCCCGCCACCAGCGCCUCCGUCUUCGGUGAAUCCUCCGCAGUCGUCGCUCCUCCAUGGAUGUGAAGUGAAGGCGGACGGAACUCAGUCGGCGUCUCCUCCUCCUCUUUUCUCACCGUCGGGACCGCAGAACCGCACCGAACCACAAAAUGGCGGACAUGGUGGAGCUGGGACCCGCCUACGCCAUGUCUCCAGUUCUGGCGGGCUUCCUGGGCGCCGGGGUUCUGGUUCUGGUCAUGGUGGUCCUGGUUCUGCUCUGGUCGUUCUGCCAGCGCCGCUACCUGCGCAUCAGCGGCCGCUACAAGCUCCACGGCGACCGCUACUGCGACGCCGAGGACCCCCCCUACAAGUUCAUCCACAUGCUGAAGGGGAUCAGCAUUUACCCAGAAUCCCUCAGCGGCAGCAAGAGGAUCGUCCGCGGCAUCCGGCGCGCCGACCGCUCCGACGCCGACGGGGAGAGGGGCGGUGCCGCCGGCUCAGCGGGGAGGGGCAUGGUGCUGGUUGAUGCAGAGAACAACAUCCUGGACGUCCCGGGGCAGCUGCAGAUGAGUCACCUGGUGCCCCCCGCGGCGGCGGCGCCACACGCUCAGGGCCGGCUGGAGCGGGCGCUGCCCGUGCGCGCCGACUACUGCUGCCUGGACAGCAGCUCCGCCAGCAGCAGCCAGACCAGCAGCAAGACGGCGUCCCCCUUCACCCCCGCCGGCGCCGAGCCCGAACCCGAGCCCAACCUGGGCUCCAUCAGCCUCGCCGUCGACUACAACUUCCCCAAGAAGGCCCUGGUUGUGACCAUCGUGGGGGCCCGGGGGCUCCCCGCCAUGGACGAGCAGGCGGGGAGUUCCGACCCGUACGUGAAGAUGACCAUCCUGCCCGAGAAGAAGCACCGGGUCAAGACCCGCGUGCUGAGGAAGACGCUGGACCCGCUGUUCGACGAGACCUUCACCUUCUACGGCGUGGCCUACAGCUCGCUGCCCGAGCUCACGCUGCACUUCCUGGUGCUCAGCUUCGACCGCUUCGCCCGCGAUGAUGUCAUCGGGGAGGCCGUGGUGCCGCUGAAGGGCUUCGACCUGAGCACGGGCCGGGUCCACCUGAGCCAGCAGAUCGCCAAGAGGAACAUGCAGUGUGAGAGCCGUGGAGAGCUGCUGGCCUCGCUGUCCUACCAGCCGGUCUCCCACCGCCUCAGCGUGGUCGUUCUGAAGGCUCGACACCUCCCCAAGAUGGACAUGACGGGCCUGUCAGCCAAUCCCUACGUGAAGGUGAACGUCUUCUACGGCCGCAAACGCAUCGCCAAGAAGAAGACCCACGUGAAGAAGUGCACCCUGAACCCGGUCUUCAACGAGUCCUUCAUCUACGACAUCCCGCCCGAGCUGCUGCCCGAGAUCUCCGUGGAGUUCCUGGUGGUCGACUUCGACCGCACCACCAAGAACGAGGUCCUGGGCCGCCUGCUGCUCGGCCUGCACAGCCCCUCCCCCUCUGGCGCCUCCCACUGGAGGGAGGUGUGCGAAAACCCCCGCCGGCAGAUUUCCAAAUGGCACAACCUGAGCGAGUUCUGAGGGAGGAGGAGCGGCCGGGACAGCCAAAAGACUCUGUACAGCACAGUAACACACAUGCACACACACAUGCACACACGCACAUGCACACACACACACACAUGCACACUGCUGUGACCAUAGUUCAUCUCUGUUCUCCUCCGCCUCACAUCAGAAUCCUGCAGCUCUGAAAACAUCUGAAGCUCCUCAGACUGAUGUCAUGUCUGUGUCUGCUGGGGGGGGGCUCCAGUGUGAUUCUAAAAAAGAUAAAGACCCCCCCCCCAUUGCUGUUGCCAUGCAGGUCAUUGCAUGUCUGUGUGAAAAGAAAAAACGCCUGAAAGCAGAGACGGACGGAGGACGAGAACAGCCCGACCUGCAAAGCCUCUGUAACCAAACGCUGACCCGUCCCGUAGAGAGCUGCUCUGGAGGACCGGCGGGAGAUCCUGGUUCUGGUUCUGUUUGACAGCUGCAGCUUCCCCCCUCCUGACAGAAGAGCAGGCCUCAAACGUUUCAGUGACUCCACCGCUUUAAACAGUUCGUCUGACCCAUGAUAACAAGUGUGAGUCCGGUUCUGAUCAGGAACCAGAACCGGCUGUUCAGAGACGAGGAUGAGAGCUAGCAGAAGGAUGGAGUCAGUGAAAGAUGAUGUGUCAGCCGUCCAAAUAUUUCAUGGAUUUGAAGCAGAGCCGUUCUGUUUGCUGAAUGUUCAACGCAUGCUAACGAAACUAAAGUUCUUUUACCGCAAACGUGGCGCCAAACUGCAGCUCGCCUCCUGACAAAUGUGUCCAUCCUUAAACUUUUACUUUGAAAGAGCUCGAUGGGCAUUUAAAAACAUUUACGUAGAUUUAUUCACAUCAAUGGUCGCCAUGACAACAACAUCCGCAGAGGAGCUAACCUGUUUAACUACUAGCAUUAGCAGUUAGCGCUCCGCUUUCCUCCGUCCCUCCAAGAUGUGGGUCCUCCUGAUCAGAAACACUAAAAGUGUCCCUUCAGUACCUUAGCGUUCUGAGGGGUGUGGAUGGGAACUUCCUGAGGUCCGGUUCUGUUUGAGCGGGCCGCAGAGGUUCUGCUGGAAACACUUCAUCUCUUUUGCAAACGCUGAAUGAAAAACUUUCCACCUCUGUGGUUCUAUCGCUGCUGCGCCGUCUGCUGUUCUCCCUCUGUGUCUGCGCAGACGUCACAUCACUGAAAACUGCUGGGGGGGUUGGGGGGGCUUUGAUUUAAGGGCGGGGCCACAGGAUCAGAGCUUCUACCUCUUUGAAAUGUCAUCAGAAACUUUAACUGAAACCAGCAGAGUUUCUCAGAUGUUUGGUUGGAGGUCAGAGGUCAGGUGGAGGCGGGGUUUGCAGCAGCAUUUUAACUUUUUACUUAAAAACGUUUCCAGACUUCCUCUUUGGCGUUUUCAAACUAAAGUCCUCUUUGUGAACAUCCUCAAACCGCCUCAGAAUGAACACUCUGGAUUUGAGUUCUCAUGAAACCGAUCAGAUUAUUGUGCAGAGGGAAAACAGCACCAGAGGGCGCCGUGGAGCAGGAUCAGUUCAGAGUUCUGGUUCUGUGAGAGGUUCCUUCUCCUGCCCGUUAGUCCUGUAAACAUCAGCAGCUGCAGCUCUGCUUCCUUUCGUCUGUUUCCUUUGAUAUUUUUACAUUCUUUUCUGUAACAACCCUGUGGUUCAGUCAGCCAGCAGGCGGCGCCGUUUGUGUUUGAUAUUUCUGGUUCUCCUGAGUGAUGUCUGCGAGUCGACCUUCAGAAAGCACAUUUAGAAAUGAUUCCACCUCAAAUCUGCUUCUGAAAAAACCCUUUGAAAGAAAAAGAUGCAGCCUGAUCUCCAUCCUGGCCCUUGGAUCCGGUCGGUGUUUGGAAGCGCCUGACGGACUGUAGAUUUGUACAGAUGUGAAGCCGUGAGCUGGUUCCCCUCCUGUCUGAAGUCCUCAGAGCUUUAGUGUUUGAGCGCCCCCUGCUGUAGACCUGGAUGCUAACCUUGUGUUGGGUUUGUUAACAAUCAGUGGACGUGCAAAUAAAAACCUGUAAACUAAGA